Messenger RNA from Chinchilla lanigera (long-tailed chinchilla), 1619 nucleotides. RefSeq lists its product as uncharacterized. The record is from RefSeq and is a predicted model, not a curated record. The transcript is spliced from 3 exons. Lineage: Eukaryota; Metazoa; Chordata; Mammalia; Rodentia; Chinchillidae. Bases 230 to 835 code for a protein of 201 amino acids.
CCAGACUCGAUGACAGCCCAAGGGCGCUUCACGCAUCUGUUGCUUCGCUGCAAGAAGAACCAGGUGUGGGAGCACAAAAAAAGACAGUGGCGGCAAGAGACCUGGUGAGCUGGGACCAGCACACCUCAAUCAGCCAAGUUCCGAACUCUGAUCUUCACUAACCUGCUUAGGCCUGGAUCCCCUCCCAAGCAACCUAAGUGGAGGCCUCUGGAGCAGCCUCAGAGAGAAGAUGCUGUGGAGAAGGGCUGAGGGGAGACCAGCGGGCCAAGGGACAACUUGGGAAGAGAGAGACGGGAAGACAGAGUCUGGGGGCUGGGUGGAGAAUGGGCUCCCAGCUUUCAGCUCAAAGCUCCCCAAACCGAGGGGACCCUCCCCGCCAGCCUCCGGGAAGCCUCUCUGCGCCCCCUUUUCUCUUGUUCUGUUGCUAGGGAUGCCGGAGCAGGGGAUUCGGUGGAGGAGACAGCGCUGGGGGCGCAGGAGAGAGGUGGAUAAGGGCGCGGUGGCCUCCUUGAGGAUCCCCGAAGCCCUGGGCGGUGCACGCUGUCUCUGGCAGGUGCUUUUGUUCCCUGAUCCUACCCCGGGGGGACAAACACCCCUUACCCCGCCUUUGACCUGCAGGACCUUGUGCCCAUCGGGCGGGGCUGGACCCCAAGUCGCCCCAGUGAGAGCUGCUACCCCAGGUUCCACCUGCGAGCUGAGCUGGAAGGCAGUGCACACGCCCUUGCGCGGGAGCCGCUGGGCUGUGGCGGCGGGUGAUGUUCGCAAGGAUACAGUUACUGCAGGCGGGAACGAGGACCCCACCCCCGCCGCGGCUGCCCGAGCCUCCGAUCGUUAAAGAAACAGGCAUCUAAUCAGCUGUGUGGACGCAGGGACGGGAAAAGCGUAAAUCCUAAAUUCCAAGGCGUGAGAGCACAGUGCCACAGAUUCAGAAGGUGACGAACCCGGCUUAAGCUUUCUCCAGGCUUGGGGGUCAUAAACCCAGACGGACCCGGGGCCGAUAGCCUGAGCCCAGGGCCGCUCCUCGAGGACUGACUUCUGACUUCAACCUUACGGACGGACGCAUACCGCCGGGAGGGUGCGAAGAGUUGAAAUCUACGGGAUGGGACUUGCUAUGUCCUGGGUUCCGAGCAUGCGCAGGUCUCUGGCCCGGCCCUGGUCCGCGCGCGCCCCCUGCUGGAAGCCGCCUUCUGAACCAAGGGGCGGGUGGAGACCAGGCGAGGCUUUCUCCCUUUCUGCCCGCGCUCCAGUGGUGCACGCGCUUCAGUGGGGCACGCUCUCCGUGCCCCCUCAGCCUGCAAUCCAGGAUAUGCAACCUCCCCUCCGCUCCUAUCACAGGGAUGCAGUUUCAGGUGCGUGAUAUUCCUAGCUCGGAGCGCUCACGAGUGCCCCCUGAAGGCUCCUUGGGAAAAAGCUCUCUAUGACCACACUGUCAUGAUUAGGACAGGUUCUAGGAUCAGUCUCCAUCGUGUGUACAGCUGUGCAACCCGGGCCAACUUACUCAACCUCUCUGUGCAUUAAGAAAAAAGAGCAUAAAUUAGAGAGCCUGCGUUCGGGGUCCUUGUGAGGAUUCAGUCAGUCAAAGUAUGCAAGACACUUAACAUGUGGCACUUCCUGCUCAG